AUGUUUGAAAUUUUACCAAAUGAAAUAAUUCUUCUAAUAUUUUCUUUUCUUGAACUUACCGAGCUUCAUCGAAUAUUUUCGUCGCUUAAUUUUCGAUUCAAAUCUUUAUUAUACAAUAAUGAUACACCUUUAUAUGCUCGUUUGGUUUCAAACAUAACAUUACCGUUGGAUUCAUUUCUUCAUCGAAUAAGCCAACUUUCGUUAAUAGAUUGGACACCAAACGAUAUUUUAUUAUUAUUUCAAAGGUCAAACUUACCUCGACUUAAUUAUUUAGCUGUAGAAUCAUCUAAUAAUAAUUAUUUUGGUCGGCCAACAAAUGAUUUAAUUCAUCAAAUACUUUGUCUACCAAGUCUUUCGAAAUGUAAAGUAAAUAUUUCCCCAACUCUUUAUAUUCUUGAUGUUCUGUUGCCUGCAUCGCAGUCUAUUCAACAUUUGGAUUUGAGUAUGAUAACACUUGAUAUGCUAUUUAGUCUUUUAAUCAAUGUGCCUAAACUUCGUUCAUUGAAUGUUUGGCUGAAUUCAAAUGGAAGAAUCUUUGAUAGUAAAACUUAUAAAGAAUAUUAUUGUUUAAAUCUAACAAAAUUCACUCUUGGUCUUCAUAAUGAUAUUAAAUUUGAUGAAGUUGUAUUUUUAUUAAAACACAUGCCUAUAUUACAUUCAUUCCAAAUGUUUGGAUCUGUUUGGGACCGAGGAUUUUUAAAUGAAAAACAAUGGAAACAUAUGAUUUUAGGUGAAAAUUCAUUUCCAUUGUUAAAUAAAAUUAAAAUAAACUUGGACAUUCGUUAUACAGUCAGUAUGCAAAAUGUCAGUUCUGUUUUAUCGCAAUUUAAUCAACACGUUUUUCAUCAAACUAAUUUUUCCAUCACUUCUGAUAAAAUGUUUUGGUUUUAUUUAACUUGUUUUUGGAAUAGCUGA
Molecule: messenger RNA, 915 nt
Organism: Rotaria socialis
Lineage: Eukaryota; Metazoa; Rotifera; Eurotatoria; Philodinida; Philodinidae
Source: the annotation of a GenBank genome assembly